UGCAUUACAUUAGGAUAUUUUUAAUUUUUUCCAAUCAAUGUAGUCAACACAUGUCUGCAAAAGUUAUCAUUUUAAAUUUCACACCGGCACUGGCACAGAAGCUUCUGUCCAACUUGCCUAGUGUAUCAUGGCGUCGCAGAUGGCGGUAAAUUCGGGAGCCAGUCUGUGGGGGCCGCUGAAGGAGUUAUGGGAGACGGUGGAUGGGGCAGUGUUGAGAAGACAGCCAGAGAGUGUCCACCUUCUUGACCUACAGCUGAAGAAACAUAAGCCUCACUUUCUGUCACUCUUCAAGAAUCCGCCAAAGAGUGCAGAGCAGAGAGAGAAAGUGCGUAAAGCCAGCACAGAAGGCAUUGCCAUCCAAGGGCAGCAGGGGUCACGACUCCUUCCUGAGCAGCUUCUUACUGAGGCAUUCAUCCUCAGUGAUUUGUUUGAUAUUGGAGAGUUGUCAGCUUUGGAGCUUCUGUUGGCAGGUGAACACCAACAGCCCCAUUUUCCAGGACUGACACGAGGGCUUGUAGCUGUACUGCUUUACUGGGAUGGAAAGCUUUGUGUAGCCAACUCUCUGCGCACACUAAUCCAGUCACGCCACGGCAAGACCUUUACUCUUGAUCUAAGUGGAGAACUGGUGGCUUUGACAACACGUUUUACAGAUGAACUGAUGAGCCAGGGUCUGACUAAACAUAUCCUGACCUUGGUCUCAGAGAUCAGUGUAACACGUGAAUUUGAACGGCUGCAGAAGGAGCGCGGCCUGGGCAAUGAAAAGCACAGGAAGGAGGUGUCCGACCUCAUCAAAGAAUGCCGACAAGCACUGGCAGACAGCCUUUUUUCAUGGGCUUGUCAAUCACCUUUGUCCAAAGAUGACACUCUGGCUCUCAUUAGUCACCUGGAGACAGUGACGGCGCAAGCUGAUGGCUCAUUGGAUAGUGUCAACCUGGCACUGGUCAUGGCACUGCUCUACUGCUUGGAUGUCAGCUUUGUAGAGCAGGGAACUGAAGACAGAGAAGAUCUUCUCCAGGCUCUGCCAUUGCUCACAGAGAGGCAGUAUGUAUCUGCAGUGCAUAAUCGUCUGAUGGAUGGACAGCUGUGGAAACUUCCAGGCCUGCAGGCUGUGUGUCGGCUGGCCUGGGCUAUGUCUCUCAGGGUGCUUUCCCAGCUACCACAGGGAGCUGCAUUGGUUGAGUUCACCGAGGCAGAUGAGGCUCUGGCUGACCAGGCUAUUCUGGGAGAUGUCUUCCUGUUUAUGAAGGAGGGCAUACUUGGAUGCGAGAGCUUUGCCCAAGAAGAGUUUUACAUCCGACGACUCCAUUCACUUAUUACAGAUUUCCUGGCACUCAUGCCAAUGAAGGUGAAGCAGCUGCGUAACCGUGCUGAUGAGGAUGCCCGGCUGGUGCACAUGUCCCUACAGAUGGACAGUGAACUUCCAUCAUCAUUGCGCAAGGAUUUAGACCACCUCAUGAUUCUUAUAGGAGAGUUUUACAAUAAAGACACAUUUGGGCUGGAACUGGGGCUGGAGUUCUGGUGUCCUACAGAGUCUCUCCAGCACACUUCUCUGCAGGGGUCUUAUCUAGGAAUGGCACUGCAAAGACCUCCACAUAAACAGGUGGUUCUGUCCAAGUUUGUGCGUCAGAUGGGGGACCUUCUGCCUUCCACUCUUUAUAUCUCAUACCUCCGUAUGCUAAAAGGUCUUGCCAAUGGUCCACAGUGUGCCCACUACUGCUUCAGUCUACUUAAAACCAACGGAGCCACACAUAGUGACAACAUUCAGGGAGUUUCAGGCAGCCCUGUGUCCUGGGAACAUUUCUUUCAUUCACUCAUGCUUUAUCAUGAGAAUCUUCGAAGAGACCUUCCAAAUCCAGAUGCUGCACACUACCGCCACCCGCCACUAAGGGGCAUCACCCUGAGAGAGCUGGAAGGACUAACCUCAUUUUUGCAGUUACUCACCACCAUCAUUACAUGGAGUGAAAAUGCUCGGCUAGCAUUAUGUGAGCAUCCUCAGUGGACCCCAGUUGUGGUGAUGCUGGGGUUGCUCCAGUGCAGCGUUCCUCCUGUCCUAAAAGCUGAAAUCCUCCAUUGCCUAGCCGGCUUUGGAAAGUCACCAGAGAUCGCUGCUUCGCUCUGGCAGUCUCUGGAGUACACGCAGAUACUUCAGACUGUUCGAGCUCCUGGACAGAGGCAGGCAGCUGGAAUUGAGGUGGAGCUCAAUGAGAUUGAGUCGAGCUGCGAGGAGUAUCCACUGACACGAAGCUUCUGUCAUCUGAUCAGCACGCUGGUUGAGAGCAGCCUGCCUGUUAAUCUGGGUGCAGGUCUCCGUGUACCAGGCUUCCAGCCCUACUUGAACUUCCUGCGUGAAUCUGUGUUUCUCCCCUUCCCCACCAGAGCAUAUCGCCGUCCUGCUGAGAAGUGGGAAGUUGCUGACUCUGUACUGGAGGUGUUCCACAAACUGCUGCGGGACUACGAGCCGCAGCCUUCAGACUUUGUCCAGGAGCUGGUGGAGUUGCAGGGUGAGCAAGUCCCAGCCUACAAGCCUCCUGGCCACAGCAUCAUGUUUCACCUGCUCAAUGACUCGCCCAUGCUGGGGCUCUGUCUCAGUCUGUUGGAAGAGGGUGUACGCCAGUUGGAUACUUAUGCACCUUUACCUGGUAAGGUUCACCUGGAAUCAGCAGUGCUACACUGCCUUCGCUUGUUGGACCUGACUCUACAGAAGGAGGUAGUUUUCAUGGAUCUCCUCAGGGAGAGCCAGGCAUCCCUGCUGGUUUCUCCCUUGGAGCAGCUCCUCCAGGGGGUUAGCUCUCAAACACGAAGGGCUGAUCACAUUGUCAACAUCGCCAGGUAUCUGUACCACAGUAGCUCCAACCCAGAGGCUGCUUUCCAAAGUGCCAAGAUCCUGCGUCGAAUUUCCAACUACCCCAACAUUCAGAUCAGGCUGGUGGGAGAUUUCACACAUGACCAGGCUGUGAGUAACAAACUGAUGGCUGGUUUUGUGGAGUGUCUGGACAAUGAAGAGGCAGAGGAAGGAACAGAGAAAGGAGAUGACUCAGACUCACGGAAAAAGGUGGCAAGAAUUCGACAUGAAACCCAGAUCCAUAUUCUGAAUCUACUCAUCACCUCUUUGGAGCUAAAGACGCCCAAUCUGGCCCUUUAUUUCUUGGGAUAUGAGGUCAAGAAGGCCGUGUCUUCCACAAACCUCCAGGACCCAGGUGUGUUGGGAUGCCCACGGAGCUGCCUCCAUGCCAUUUUGAGUCUGCUGCAAAGAGGCACAGAGAAAAGAUCUGGACCGGUCCUCACACAGCAGGCCCCACACCUAGCCGAGCUCUGUUACCAGGUGAUUUACCAACUAUGUGCCUGUCCAGACACAUCUGGGCCCACCAUGCGUUAUUUAAGGACCAGCCAAGACUUCUUGUUCUCUCACCUGCGGCACCUACCAUUCAUCCUGCUGAGUAACCAGAUCGCUGCUCUGUCCCAGAUGUCUUGGCUCAUGAAAACCGCUGCAAUCGAGUUGAGAGUGACUUCACUGAACCGCCAGCGCUCGCAUACACAGCGCCUUGUCAGCCUUCUGCUGGAUGACCAACCACACACGCAGCACACAGUUGAUGGGGAAUCUGGCAUGGAGGAAGAGACUAGAUCAGUGAGCGGCUUCCUGCAUUUUGACACAGCUUCUAAAGUACGCAGGAAGCUGCUGAGUGUGCUGGAUGCCAUCGAGUUCAGUCAGGACAUCCCUGAGCUGCUGCAGCUGGACUUCUUUGAGCGCACUCAGAUAGAGCAGGUGAUCUCCAACUGCGAACAUGUGAACGAGCAGGGCCACACCGUGUGCAACGUGAAGUUGCUUCACAGAGUGCUUGUUGCUGAGGUCAAUGCCCUGCAAGGAAUGGCAGCCAUUGGGCAGAGACCUCUGUUGAUGGAGGAGGUGAAUUCCAUCCUGCAGCAGGUGGUGGAACGCAACCGUGUCCGUCGCAGUCUGAGUGCCAAGCGACAUGCUCUGCAGUCCUGGAGAAGCCUUGUGGAGACGCUUCUCACAGCCUGCCCUGCUGAUCUUAUACCUGCCGAUGAAAGACAGCUGAUCAUCAGAGACCUGCUCCUAGACCUGCAUGAUAAGGUGUUGUCAGAGGAUGCUGCAGGAGAAUUAAUGCCCAUUGUUGCUGGGGCCGUCUUCACUCUGACAGCCCAACUGAGCCAAUCGGUGCUCUCUGAGCAGCAGCAGGGGGUGGGGCUAGAAACCUCUUCUGGUUUUGCCUCCAUUGCUAACUCUGCCCUGCACCUGAUCCUGCGGAAGUUGUUGGAUUUUAUCCUUUCUACUGGUGGUGGAUAUCAGCGUCUGCGCGCUCACCUGUAUGGUUCUCUGCUGUACUACCUUCAAAUAGCCCAGAAACCUGAGGAACCAGACACCCUGCAGACUGCAGGGAAAGCAAUGUGGGAGCGUCUCACUGCCCCUGAAGAUGACUUCUCCAAAUUACAGAGAGAGAACCUUGCUAUAAUUGAGAGCUAUGGAAACGCACUCAUGGAGGUUGUUUGUAGAGAUGCCUGCGACGGUCAUGAAAUCAGCAGGAUGUUGGCCUUAGCAGUGCUGGAUCGCAUCCUGUCUAUAGACCGUCAGAAUCAGUGGCUUGUUUACGUCUGCAACAGUGGCUAUUUACGGUCAGUGGUGGAAAGCCUGAGACAGGAUGACGUCGCCCUGCAGAGCCUGCUCACACCGCAGCCACCCCUCCUCAAACCACUUUACAUCUAUGAGAGUAAAAUGGCUUUGCUGACUCGUGUGGCAAAGACAAGCCAGGGUGCUGCAGAGCUGCUGCGCUGUGGGCUAGUGGCACAGCUGAUGGAGUGUCAGGUGUUUGACAUGGUUCCGGACAGCGAUGCACAUAGUAUGAUGAGGGACCCAUCAGGCUUCAUCCCCAGCCCACUGGAUCGGUACAGGCAGAUACUUUUACCAACCCUGAAGCUCUUUCAGGUGAUCCUGACUUCAACUGCCAUGAAUCACCAGCAGGGGGCAGCACAGGUACUCCAGUGGUUAAUCGUCCAUGCCGACACCAUUGAGUCCCUGUUGCGCUGUCAGGAGCUCAGUAUGGGGGCUUUGCAGGAGUUGUCUCUGCUGACAGGCAUCAUUAGUAAAACAGCUCCACCAGGUGCACUUGAGUUGAGUGGGGAGGUCAAUAGCGCUGCCCUUAUGGAGUUCCAGGGUCACAUCAACAGAUUCCAGCGUCUGUGUCUGUCGCUACUUAGCCGUCUGGCUGGGAGUGAGAGGGAGAGGCUGCUAAAGCAGGCUGAGAUCACCACUCCUGGAGAGUCAGCAGAGCGACGAGAGGAGAUGGCAGUGGCCAUGCAGCAGGUUUGUGCUAACAUCAUGGAGUACUGCCAAACACUGCUGCUGCAGAGCUCAGCACAGGCCCAGUUCAGCAUCUGCCUCUUCAGCCCGUCAGGCAGUGAGCCAGCUGGCAGGGACGGAGGAAGAACAGAUCUCUCAUCCACUCUGCCGUUGAUGGCUUACUCCCGGGCCCCCAGCCUGGGUCUGGUCCUGUUUUUGCUAAAGACCAGCACUGCAGACUUCUUCCGGUUCCACCAGAGUCACAGACAGAGCCUGGGAAAGCUACAGAACUUGGAUCAGCUGCCUCCUGAGGAGCUCAAGGAGUUGUGCCAAGGCCUGGUGUCAGGCCCAGUAGGAGUGGAGAAAAUCUCGUCAAUUCAGAGGAACUUGCUGGCCAAGAGACGACUCGUCCAGCUCAUCAACAACCGAGCCAAACUUCUGGCCCUGUGCUCCUAUGUUAUUGAGACCUGUUUGUUUGUGCUGUGGCGCCACCUGGAGUACUACUUGUUGCAUUGUACCCCAACCAAUCCUAAGAACCCCCUGUUGGCUGGAGCUAGUUUAUACAAAUCACGCCUUAUGGACGACUCAUUCGGGGCGAUGCAGACCAGUGGAGCUCAUGGACUGGGUCUGUCCAGGGUCAGCCAGCAGGACCUAGACCUUUUGAAGAGCGACAUGGCCGCAGGUUUUGGGGAGGCUCUGCAGAGGAAACUGCUGGAGGUGGAGGGCUUGUACAGCCAGGUCCGCUCCAGAUACACCUUCAUCCAGGCUCUGGUUCGCAGGAUCCGAGGCCUGCUCCAACCGCACAAAAGCUGAGGCUGUCGCACUCGAGCACAAAGACUGACCAAGGCGCAAAUUCUCAGUUUCUUACUGAAUUGAAACCUCUACCCAGCGAUAAAAUGGGCCACUUCAGAAACUUCCCAUCUAGCUCUGUACCAUUACCCCUCCUUCCUGGCCUACUGCAUCUUGGAUGUGAAUGCCCCUUCAAACGCGGUGCAUUCCGUGUGACUUGUCCUAUUAUGUUUGACUAACACUGUGCAAGAAACGUCAUCCCCAAGAGGUGAGGAAAUGUAUCUUGCUAAACACACUUCUAAAAUUUUUACUUAAGAAUUUAUUAGUCUGUUUUUUUUUUGUUUUUGUGAAAAUAAACAUUUUCUAAAUCA
Betta splendens (Siamese fighting fish) is the source of this 6456-nucleotide messenger RNA. It is a transcript of the gene nup205, whose product is annotated as nucleoporin 205. Lineage: Eukaryota; Metazoa; Chordata; Actinopteri; Anabantiformes; Osphronemidae. The transcript is spliced from 42 exons. Gene Ontology annotation, molecular function: structural constituent of nuclear pore. Gene Ontology annotation, biological process: nuclear pore organization. Gene Ontology annotation, cellular component: nuclear pore; nuclear pore inner ring. The record is from RefSeq and is a predicted model, not a curated record. The coding region runs from base 128 to 6109 and encodes 1993 amino acids.